AUGGCAGAGAUAAUAGGUCUGGUCGCCAGCGUCGUGCAAUUGGCCGAUGCAGGUCUGAAAUUGUCAUCGGCGCUGUACCAAUAUGCUGAUGGGGUGGCUACUGCCGAUCGAAGAAUCAAGAAUAUCGCGAACGAAGUCAAACUUACAAGCUUCGUUAUCCAAGAGCUGGGGGGCAUUUUUGAACAAAACAAGACGGCAAACCUGAUUUCGGGAAAUGCAAUUAUAACGGCGAAGGAAACGAUCAAAGAGUGCGAUACGGUGUUUACAGAGAUCAAGGUGAUAGUCGACAAGACCAAAUCAGGAAAGAUGGGUCGAUUUAUGUUACCUUUCCGGGAUAACAAGAUCGAACUCCUACGAAGUCAGAUCGACAAACUUAAGAGUACAUUGCAGUUGUUGAUGCAGGUACUCAUAUUUGCCCAGCAAGUUUCGUCAAACAAGCUCAGCUACGAGGCCGAAGCAGAACAACGAAAAGAGAUCAUACAAUUGAGGAAAAUCGCGAAAGAAGCAGCCGAAAAAUACGAGAAGUCGCGGAGAAGCUUCAGUAUAAGCGAUGAUGGUACCGCUGUGAAUGAUGACGAGCGGUCCCUACAAGAGGGUGAUGGAUUUGUUUCGCCUUCUGAUCUUUUCAAGGCUGCUUCAUCCAUCAGCUCCGCGAUCAAUCCUGAAACACUUGCGACAUGUGUAAACCAUGUUCGAAACCUCUUGGUAGAUAUUGAGACAUUGCAGCUUGCCCUGGCCAGGGAAGUAGACGGAGAUGAUCAUUCAGAUCAUCAUCAGAAGGCUAUUGGGUCUUACUUCAUCGCUCGCUCCCAUCUCGACAGUGUUUUGCUUGGCAACUCCAAAGCCAAAUUCACUAGCACACAAACCCAGCAAAUCAUCAGCGAAACGAGUGCCAAAAGCGCUGCAUCAGAGCUUCAGCGAAAGUCGGUGCCUGAUGCAGCACACGAGAAGUUACCCUACAGGCAUACCAAUACCGCUUCAUAUGCUGCGAUAGUAGCAAAAGACACAGAACGAGUGUCUCGGCCAGAAUUUUCGCCUGAAGAAGUACUGAAGAUAAGAGAGCAACGCCUUCAAAAGUUAGCCCAAGAAGAGGAACAAAAGGAGUUACUAAGGGCAGAGGAAAAGGCGAAGACACGUCAAAGAGAUGUGCCCAGAAGACGGAAAGAUUCACAACAGAAGCUGAAAUUGGGCGACUUCCUUGGAGAUCAAUCACUCGGAUCCUGGGCAGACGAGAUGGAAGACGGGCCUAAGAAAGUCCAAACAGAAAGAGGAGGUUUUGUCUCCAGUAGAGGUAAUUCCAAACCAUCCAAUGUUGACGAGGUGGACGAAUUAUUGAGGGAAUGGACUACCGUGCUCGGAUGA
Alternaria postmessia is the source of this 1362-nucleotide messenger RNA. RefSeq lists its product as uncharacterized. Gene Ontology annotation, biological process: regulation of DNA-templated transcription. Lineage: Eukaryota; Fungi; Ascomycota; Dothideomycetes; Pleosporales; Pleosporaceae. The coding region runs from base 1 to 1362 and encodes 453 amino acids. The record is from RefSeq and is a predicted model, not a curated record. The transcript is spliced from 4 exons.